AUGGUUCUUUCCCGCAAACGGCACCACAAUUCGAACAAUUCCUUCGUUCCACCUUACGCCCAACCCCCAAACUCCAAAGUCCCCAAAUCAACCGCCGCCGCCGCCUCCAACGUUCGCCGGCAAACAGUCAAUGACAGCGUUUCAUCGUCUUCUUCAGUUGUUGUUAAGUUUGUUUCUGUUCUUGCCGACGCUGGUUGCACUUUAAUUAACCCUACCGGUCCUCCUUGUCUCCCCUCUGACCUUCUCAAGCUCCGCCUCCACCUUCAACGCCGCUUUUCUGAUGACUCUGCUCUUCGUGCUGAUUUUCUGAGUGGUCUCUCUUCUUACAUCAAUGUUUCAUCUGAUAAUCUUCGCCGGGUUUUACUGCCUUCACAUUGUGAAAGCAACGGCUCUCUGAAAAGUGAAAGCCUAAUGCGAGUAUUAUUGCUGGUUGAAGCGAUCCAAUUACAUGUUCAAAAUAUAUUGCUUGAGAAACUUCCUGAAUUUUUUGACCUGGGCUUUCAUGAUCGUACCUCUGGAUCAUCAUCCUUGCGUCUUGAUGAGGAUAUAGCUCGGUUGAUCCUCAACCAGUUCCGGUGGCUUGACUUUCUUGUGGAUUCUCAGGCAUUUACUGAAAAACUGUUGCAAGUUUUAUCCAUUUGUCCCCUUCACUUGAAGAAAGAGAUUAUUGGGUCUUUGCCUGAGGUUAUUGGGGUUCAGCAUAACAAAGUUGUGGUUGAUUCACUUCUUCAGAUGCUCCAUGAAGAUUCUUCUAUCAUUGUUCCUGUGCUUGAUACUUUCUCCAACAUCAACUUAGAUGAUUUAUUGCAAGAUCAGGUGACUGCAGUAGCAUUGUCUUGCAUUCGCACGGUUGAGGUGGAAGAUAUGCCUUACCUUCUCAGAUUCUUAUUACUAUCUGCUACACCAAAGAAUGCUCGGCGAAUAAUAUCAAAGAUUCGGGAACAGCUAAAAUUUCUUGGUUUGUCAACUGUUAUGGCUACGCAGCACAGUAAACUCAAAGGGAAAGUUGUUGCAAAUAAUGCAGAUGCUUUAGUUCUUGAUGCAUUGAAAUCAAGUAUUAGAUUUAAAAAUAUGCUUUGCGAAGAGAUUUUGAAAGUACUGCAAAGCGUUGAGAAAGUGCAGGAUCAUAAGAUGAUUGACAUGUGGUUUUUUGUACUCGUAUAUAUGAAUUGUGAGGCAUUGCAGAAAAGUGUUCUGAAGUUACUUAAGAAAAAAAUCAUUGAAGGUUGUAUUGAAGAAGCUAUGUUUUAUCAGUGCAUACAUGGGAAUAAGGAUUUGGUGCAGGAUUAUCUCCCCAUUUUUCUGUCUAUAUCUGAGUACUUAACAUCAUGCAAAGAAAAGACACUGAGGGAGUUCAGCAAUCACAUGUAUACAUGUUUGUUUGAGGAGCUUCAUGAUACUUAUUCAAGACAGGAAAUUUUAGGAGCUUUAGCGUCCCAUGUAGGCUCUGGGAUCAGUCUUGAAGUGAAUACUGCUUUGGAAGCCAUGCUUAAGCUGACCUCCAAGCAUCCGGAGGAAUUGGUUCAGCUUGCUUCUCACCUAACUGGUAUCUUGGAUUACUUGGAGAGCUUCAAUACUGAAAGCCUGCACAAGGUCUAUGAAGUUUUCAGUCUUCUUGCUCUUUCAGCUCAAUCUUGUUCAGAUUCAUGUGGAUCUUCUAUCAAGAACGAACUUCUAAUGAUCAUAAGAAAGCAGGUGAACCAUGUUGAUCUUUCUUACAAGAGAAUGGGUCUUAUUGGAACAUUGAAGGUAGUUUCGCUUCUGGGGGAUGGAACUAGUCCUUCUCCAUCUCAGGUAUCAAAUUAUGAGGAAGCUCUUGAACUCUUGGAAACAUCUUUUGAAUCAUGCAAGCAGUUGCCCUUACCACUGAUCUUAUUUUAUGAAGAAUUGGCUGCUACCAUGCAAAACAGGAUGCUUCAUCCAGCAAUCAUAGAAUGGAUAGGCAAACAUGUAGGAGAGUUUGAAUCAAAAUUCUUAUCUGAUCUAGAUGGUGGUGAAUUACCUUCCAAAGGCUCGUAUUGUGGUUUGGAAGGGGAACUUUGGAUGAACCUUGAUGGAGAUAUAUCUCCUGUAUGCCUGAAUAUUUUGCCGCUUAUUUCCUCUUCAUUAAGGUCCCCAUCUCCAUUACAGAUUCUUCCUGCUUACUUUGUCUUACUUUCUGCUAUUGAGAGUCUGGUAAACCAAGGAUCUCUUGGAGGCAUUGACGCACUUUUGGGUUGCCCUUUACAUCUUCCAUCUUCUAAGUAUCUUUCCGACUCCAUGUGGCAGUCGUUGAGUGGGAAGCAAAAGCAGACUAUCAUUCUCUGUCUUUAUUAUGCUGCUAAUUGGAUACGGGAACUCCUCAAUGCAUUUUGUUCUCAAGUUACUGAAAAUUUUGACUCCAUAAGUCAAGCAACAAAGGAGGAGAUUACUCUUAAGCUAGUGAAACGCUUAAGAAACCUUAUAUUCCUGGAGAGUUUGAUAAAUGAGUCUCUCAAACAGUAUCCCCUAUGCUUGCCAGAGCUCUACCCUUGUAUGGAGACCCUAUCUUCAAGCCAAUAUCAAAUGGGAGAUUUGGAAAAGAAAAGUGAGCUUAUUCAAGAAAAUAGAAGUGUCUCUCAGAAAAGCAAGAGAAAUAUCAGAAAAACGUCAAAAGUCUCAAAGUCUUCAACUGUGGAUGAUAAACUGAAGCAGCCAACAAUCAUCGAAAUGCUGAAAAAAGCAGGCAGCAUAACAAGCCAAGAAAUACUGAAUGAGGAUUCCUCUGGUAAGAUGCCAAAGGGCAGUAUGUGCGAGGAUGGCAAAAAGGAUGCACCUGAUUCCGAUAUCAUACGAAUUGUAGAAAUUUUUGAAGCUGUGAAGAAGGUAGAAGCACAAAAACACAAAUUCAGGCCUAUUCGAGUUCAUUGCUAUUCCAUCUUAGCAUUUAAAAAGAAUCAAGAACUUUGCUGCAGUGAUCCUUCUGCUGAGUUACCUCUUCACCUGUAUCUGUUAAGAGACCUUAACCAAAAGCUGGACUACUUUAGUCCUCUGAGCAAACAAAUUUCUCUUCAAUGGAUGAGUCUACACCCUGGUUUCAGUGAGAUGAAAGGAGCUGAAUUCUUAAACCAGCUUCGUCCACUAUUUCCAUUUUUUAAAGGAAAUCUGGAUUGUGCCAUUAGUGGUCUUAAAGAAGGGGUUGAAGUUUGUCAAUAUCAUUGGAAAGAUUAUUCGACUUUGGCAGGAAACCCAAGCAUAGUUAAAAUGGUUGUUUCCAAAUCAUUGGUUUACAGCUUUGUCUUUGUUGAGACACUCUGUUGCUUUGGCAAGAUACUAAAUCUUACAAAUAUUCUGAAUGAUAAAACUGCUCUUUCAGACCUUCUUGAAGCAUUCCAGUCAAUUAACAUGCCAGAGUCUUUCUUUCAAGGCAUGCAACUCAUUCCUGCAACAGGAAGUAUAGAUUACCUAUACUGUGGUACAUAUUAUUUCCUGGAAGGGGUCUUUGAUGCAGCAAGGACCAUCUCAUAUAAGCUGGCUUCAGAAGUGGUUGUGGCCUUGGAGUCUGUAACUAUUUCCAUCCAAAAGUUCCUCGAUAAAUCUGUAAGUGGGAGAGCAAAAGGAAUUGACCCUGGAUCUACUAAAGAACUCCUCAUUUUCCUGAGAAACAGAUUGGGAGCUUCUGCACAGAAACUUUUGUUUCAGAAGCGUGAUGAUAUAAUUGACAAAAGUUCAAAAAUUAAAGGACAUAUAGUUCAGAAGGUACUCCACAUUUAUUUGGAAAAUUGUCAAUCUACUUCUGAUUCACUAAAUGAGUUGGCUUGCUCUAUCUUGCCUCAGGUAACUUCACAAAGAACUGCAGUUGAAGAUGAUCAGGAGUUGCCUACUCUCUCUCCUUCAACUUUUGUUUCUUGGUACCGAGUCAUGCAUGAAGAGAACCUGGCUGUAAUAAAUAAGUUGACUAAGGAGGUUGCCUGGUUAGAGAAGCCUCGAGCUGCUGCUAAAGUUGAAAAUGUAGAAAAACUCCUGGACAGACUACAACAGUCUGUAAAUGUGGUUGUAUCUUUAGUUAAUAUGUGCAGGACCCAUGAUAAGGUUAGCGUGCAUGGAAUGGCUGUCAAGUAUGGAGGAAAGUUUGUAGAUUCAUUCCUAAAAGUUUUUGGCUUUCUUCAGGCCCAGUUUCAAAUGCACAAUGAGCAGAUAAUUAGCAUGGUUAAGGAGCUCCAGAAAGCAACAAGAACCAUACAGACAUUGUGCUCUGAAGCAAAGGUGUCAAAACAAACAGCUAUCACCAGUAAAAUUCCUGCUACAAAGAGAUCAAUGGAGAGGUUCUUAUUUCAUGUGAAGGCUCUUCUUCACGGUACAAGUGAAUGCACCUUUUGGAUGGGCAAUCUUAAGCAUAAAAAUUUGAUGGGACAUGUUGUCAGCUCGCAAGCAUACGUGGAUGAUCAAAAUGAAAAUAUUCAAUCAAAAGCCAGUGAAGUGAAUGUUGCGGAUGAACCAAUGAACGUUGCUUGUGAAUGAACAUGAAAGGAGCAUAAUGGAGGAAAGGCAGAGAGGAGUUAGUUCAAAAGAUUUUUUUCCUCGCUUUGAAUAAAUAAUGAAGCAACCCAUGGUUUUUUAACCAUUCCUCUCAGUGAGUGUUUUUCCAUACCGGUGAACAUUCAUGAUGUUGCAAAUAUAGUUAGUUGUGCAAGUCCUGCCCAAGUAAUGAGCAGGCAACAUAGACAUGAAAUGAUUAGCCACAGAUGGAAAACCUUUGAGUAAAUGCAUUGUUGAUGGAUAGCUGUAUAUUCUAUACUGAAGUUACAUACAAACUUUUGAGUAAAUGCAUUGUUGAUGGAAAACCUAA
Messenger RNA from Coffea eugenioides, 4807 nucleotides. Its product is annotated as Fanconi anemia group D2 protein homolog. The record is from RefSeq and is a predicted model, not a curated record. Gene Ontology annotation, biological process: interstrand cross-link repair; homologous chromosome pairing at meiosis; double-strand break repair involved in meiotic recombination. Bases 1 to 4479 code for a protein of 1492 amino acids. Gene Ontology annotation, molecular function: DNA polymerase binding. The transcript is spliced from 31 exons. Lineage: Eukaryota; Viridiplantae; Streptophyta; Magnoliopsida; Gentianales; Rubiaceae. Gene Ontology annotation, cellular component: condensed chromosome; nucleus.